AUGGCUGGGUCAAUGGUUGGGCAGCACGAAAGUCACAGCGCACAUCCUGCUGAAGUGGCUGCGGAAGCCAACAAAUGGCACAUCUCGAUGCGAGCUGACUUGAACGAGGAAGGAGCAAACCACCCGAGUGGCUCGGUGAUUAAAGCAAGACCCCAGAUGGCGGGUCACACAAGCUGGAUUUUGAAGCAAGAGUCCCCAUUCCCUUCAGUGGUAUUCUACACUCCGUGUACUCACUCAGAGCCCAACUCACGCCUUACAGUCUUCCCGUCCUCGUAUAGGAGCGAUACUGUCACCCAGUCAACGGAGCUCAAGAUCGAAGAGCAGGUCAACCUUUCCAGCUCGCACGGCGGACGGGAAGGUCACGAAACUCGUUACACCUCAUCCCAGGCCGCUCCGUCCCGCCGCUUUGAAGAGGAGAUCAAAGUAACCGAAAAGGACCACUACCGUCAACCGGUACGCAGAGAGGAGAAAGUCCAAAUCUACGAAGAAGAUCGCACGUCUCGUCCUACCAGACAGACCAGAGUCAACAUUGAACAGGAUCGUCCCAGCUAUCGUGAACCUUAUCAACGUUACGUCGACGCACAGAUCGACGUCCAGGACAAGGCCUACGACCACCAGUACCGCACUACCCACGGUCCUGCCACUCACCUCGGAUCAGAAGUCGACGUUACUGAACGUGACUACCGCCGCCAAACUAGCCCCAUAGUUCAGGACUCCUACGUUCAGACCACAUCUGGAUCUUACGUCCAGGACUACCCUAAGACCACUUCAGUCCGCGACUACUACCACGCCUCUCCUGCUCAAGAGGAAGUACGAGUCAAGACAGAGACACGUACUACCGUCGACCCUCCCAAGAAACGCAAGUUUGACAUGGGAUACUACGACGACGAAGGCCAAUAUCACUCUUUCCGUGACGGACUCCACCGCGCUGCUGAUCAUAUCCUCCACCCCAUCCACGGACCCCGUCAUCACCAACAACACCCCCAUCACCACCACUCUGAGCCCGUCGAGGAAGUCAUCGAAGAACGUGAAACCGUAACCGCCAUGCCUGCUCCCCGUCGUUCCGCUGGCCGCUCUGGUCCCAGCAGUGCUGUCUCUAUCCCCUGCCAUCACAUCCGCAUUGGUGACUUGCUCUACCUUCAGGGUCGCCCUUGCCAGGUCAUCCGCAUCACCACUUCUUCUCAGACUGGCCAGCACCGCUACCUCGGUGUCGAUCUCUUCACCAAGCAGCUGCAGGAAGAAUCCUCGUUCAUCUCCAACCCUUCCCCUUCGGUGGUAGUCCAGCAGAUGUACGGACCUGUCUUCAAGCAGUACCGUGUCCUUGACAUCCGUGACGAUGGUCAAGUCGUUGCCAUGACCGAGACUGGCGAUGUCAAACAGGGUCUUCCCGUCAUUGACCAGAGCAGCCUUUUGCAGCGUCUCACCGAUGCUUUCGACCAGGGCCGUGGCAGCAUCAGAGUUCUCGUUCUUAACGACGAAGGUCGUGAGCUCGCUGUCGACUACAGAGUCGUCAACGGAAGCAGACUCUAA
Molecule: messenger RNA, 1530 nt
Organism: Aureobasidium pullulans EXF-150
Lineage: Eukaryota; Fungi; Ascomycota; Dothideomycetes; Dothideales; Saccotheciaceae
Exons: 4
Coding region: 1-1530 (509 amino acids)
Biological process (GO): positive regulation of translational termination; positive regulation of translational elongation
Molecular function (GO): translation elongation factor activity; ribosome binding; RNA binding
Source: RefSeq, a predicted model, not a curated record